Zygotorulaspora mrakii is the source of this 1287-nucleotide messenger RNA. It is a transcript of the gene NPT1, whose product is annotated as nicotinate phosphoribosyltransferase. Gene Ontology annotation, molecular function: nicotinate phosphoribosyltransferase activity. Gene Ontology annotation, biological process: NAD+ biosynthetic process. NCBI's taxonomy places the organism in Eukaryota, Fungi, Ascomycota, Saccharomycetes, Saccharomycetales, Saccharomycetaceae. The record is from RefSeq and is a predicted model, not a curated record. The coding region runs from base 1 to 1287 and encodes 428 amino acids. The transcript has a single exon.
AUGACUGAUUCGGUUAUUACUUCUUUUUUGGACACUGACUUAUACAAGUUGACAAUGCACGCUGCUGUAUUCUCAAGCUUUGCAGAUAUUGAAGUUGUGUACAAGUAUACGAAUAGAUCCGCACAGCUGAAUUUGAAUGCUGAAGCCAUUGAAUGGUUGAAACAGCAGUUUGGAUAUCUAGGUCAGCUUAAAUUCACCGAGGAAGAAAUUGAAUACUUGAGGAAACAGAUCCCCUCAUUGCCCCAGGACUACUUGGACUUUAUCAAGCACUUUAAAUUAUACCCUGAAAGACAACUUUCUGUCACUGCUGAGAAAGUCGCAGGUAAAGAAGACCAGUACAACUUGAACGUCUUGGUCCAGGGUAAAUGGGUAGAUACUAUCCUUUAUGAAAUUCCGUUACUGGCCUUGAUUUCUGAAUCAUAUUUCAAAUUCGUCGAUGUCGAUUGGGAGUAUGAAGGCCAAUUGGAGAAAGCACAAGCAAAGGCAAAGAAAUUAUUCGAAAAUAGUAUUAAAUUUAGUGAAUUUGGUACUAGACGUCGCAGAUCUAAAAAAACACAAGAUCUUGUCAUGCAAGGGAUCGUGAAAGCUGUUGCUGAAAACCCCGAUGUUUAUACUAAAUUACUACUUGGUACGUCCAACGUGCACUUUGCGAAGGAAUUCAACGUAAAACCUAUAGGCACAGUGGCGCAUGAAUGGGUUAUGGGGAUUGCUGCCAUCACCAACGAUUACAUUAACGCUAACAAGAAUGCUAUGGAUUAUUGGAUCAAAACAUUUGGUCCAGAAAAUGCUGGUUUGGCACUUACCGAUACGUUUGGUACUGACGAUUUCCUGAAAUCAUUUCAUCCACCAUAUUCAAAUGCUUAUGUUGGUGUAAGGCAGGAUUCUGGAGAUCCAGUUGAGUAUACGAAAAAGAUUGCUCAUCACUACUAUGAUGUCUUAAGGUUGCCAAAGUUUUCAAAGAUAAUUUGCUACUCUGACUCUUUGAACGUCGAGAAAGCUAUAGACUACGCUCAUGUUGCUCGAGAAUACGGACUUCUGGCAACAUUUGGAAUCGGUACAAAUUUCACAAAUGAUUUCCAAAGAAAAUCGGAACGUACAAUUAAAAGCGAGCCCAUGAAUAUCGUUAUAAAGCUGUUAGAAAUUAACGGUAAUCAUGCGAUCAAAAUAUCCGAUAAUUUAGGCAAAAACAUGGGUGAUCCCGAAACUGUUGAGAGAGUUAAGCAAGAGUUAGGAUAUGUUGAAAAAAAGUGGUCUGGUGAUAAUGAAGCCCAUAGAUGGAGUGCUUAA